Mizuhopecten yessoensis (Yesso scallop) is the source of this 4907-nucleotide messenger RNA. RefSeq lists its product as uncharacterized. Bases 139 to 3198 code for a protein of 1019 amino acids. Gene Ontology annotation, molecular function: SUMO binding. NCBI's taxonomy places the organism in Eukaryota, Metazoa, Mollusca, Bivalvia, Pectinida, Pectinidae. The record is from RefSeq and is a predicted model, not a curated record. Gene Ontology annotation, biological process: protein desumoylation; Cajal body organization. Gene Ontology annotation, cellular component: Cajal body. The transcript has 5 exons.
GGCGAGAAAGGAAAAUGGCGAGCUACAUGUGCGUUUGCAAAAGCCGGGAAAUGCUAUUUCCACGAGCACGGGAAACAGCGACAGAAAAUGGUUGUUGCAAGUAAUGCAUUAGUGUAGGUUGUCUUAAAAGGACGAAAUAUGGAAGAGGACAAAGUGAUGUGCUGUGUGUGUGCUAGGAAUGGCAAGACCAACAAACUGAAGACAUAUCAAAUCAACUUUGAGGAGGCCAUUCGGUUCUGUGAGGAUGACGAGUGUACAUAUCCAGCAGGCAUGGAUAAUUCUUCAUGGGUCCUCAACAGAAAAUUCUCAGAACUGCAAGUCAGCAAGCCAUCAGUGAUAAAAAAGAAAAGUUUACCACAACGGCCACACUAUGCUUCAUUGAAAUCCACCAAUUACAGUUAUGGACUUCAAAAGAACAUAUCAAAAAGCCCAGUAUGUACAAACCCUGCUCGUGUAAAAUCUAGCUUAGGCAUGAAUCAACACCAUUUGAAGAAUGGACAGAAUGCCUGUUUGCAAUCACCUAGGACUUCGUCAACAAAGACAGAAAAGACACAUUUAGUCCCUAACAAUAAAUCAGGGUCUCAAAUUCAAUACCCAGCAUUUCAACAACGUCCAGAAAGUGUUACACAAAAUAACGAGACUCCAAAACUUAAAAGAGGAAACAAAUCUGAAAGUAUUCCAAAUACAACUAAAUCUGAUGCAGCCAGACAGUCAAUAAUAGGUAAAAGUGAAAAGGAUUGUCCCAGUGCGAUGGAUCAGUUGAGAGCAUUUUAUCCUCAAUGGCAGAACAAAGACGCUCUUUGCUGGAUGGAUGUCAUACUGUGUCUGUUAGUCCAUUGUAAGCAGGUAAAUAAGUUAAAAUGUGGUGACCCAGAUUCAGAUCCUUCCAUCGUGUGUACUUUACUGAAGGCCUAUGACCAAGCCCUAUCAUUGCUGAACAAGAGAUCCAUCUCCAAUGCUGCUGCUAGUCCAUGCGAUGUUGAUAUGUUUGUGACAAAGUCGGAUAAUACCAAGCUAGUGUCCCAGAUCAACUUGCCAUCUACUUUGCUGUUUGAGGAGAAGGUUGGAACAGGGUGUAAUGAUGAGGACAAGAGCCAUGUAGUUUCAAAGUCGGUCAAUAUGUCUUUGCAGGGGGAUGAAGUCAAAACCGGUGCAGGACUUAAGUUAUUGAAAUCAGACUUGGUACAGUUAAUGUUGUCUCAUGGUGACUCGGAAUAUUCCAAAGCGUUUGAUCUCCUGACUAAUAUCCGGGAGAAAAUUUGGCACUUGCUUCAUCCACAUCUACGCUGUAAGAAAGGCAAGAAUGACAGCCCUGUGUUUGCUAUCCCAUUGCUGACAAAGAACAGCAAGGAUUUGGAGCAGCUAUUAGCCAUCAAGUACAAUUUUCGUUUUAGUUGUACGAAAUGUGGAUUCCAAGAUGAUUUGCUUUAUGAGAAAGUGCUGCCGACAUUCCCCAACACAACAGCCGAUUUUUCAAUGAUGGAGCCGAAAUUCUUGCGACCCUGCUUCCAGUGCAAUGCUGAGGGACAGCUAAUGACCAUGGUGUUUGAAAGACUGCCACCUGUCCUCAUGCUUCAUUUUCAAGAAGGACUACACAGCAACAAUUUCUCCGGUUACGAUUUCCGACGUCAUGAUCAGCUGUACCAAGUCACAGGAGUGAUUCAGUAUAGAAAUGAUCCUGAUCAUUUUAUAGCCUGGAUCCGCAAUCCUAAAGAAGAACUUUGGAUGGAAUGCAAUGACCUGAAGUCCCCAGUCUGUCAGUUUGAUCAAAGAAGUCCAAGUUUCCCAGCUAACCAGGUCCAUAUCAUGAUGUGGGAAGCGGUCAGUAUUGAAGAUGGUAGCAGGGUCACUGUCCAAAACGGUACCAGACUUGUGUGUACUGAGGAUUCUCUAAGGAGUGGACAUGUGGAUGUAUCCAUGAAAAACAGUCUAAUGAAUGAAAGUGAUUUGAGGUCAUUUGUUUCUGAAAAAGGUGACUUUAUGCAUUCUGUUUCAGGCAAUGGUAAUAAUGUUAUCAUUUCUACACCAAGCCAAUCAGUUUCUCUCCAUACACCGAAAACUCUGAAGCUGACCGCUAUGGGGGAGCAUCAGUUCCAAACAGGUGCAUCAAAAAUGAAUGAUAGGUCACAGGUCAACUACCAAACACCAGCAAAAAGCAUGGGUAAGGUUGUGAAUGUUUCAUUAGAGCACAAGUUAAAUGUAGCUAAUAUUCAGAACCUUGCUGAAAUUAUAAAAUUGCAGCGAAGAAAUGUCAACAAAAGAGUAUUACCUGGUGCUAAGAACAAUUUGGUCCAUACUCCAAAUAGUGUUCACUCAAACCCGGAGUCAACUACAUCAACACCCCCUGCUGACAAGAUACUUGAGAAAACCAGGAAUCAUGUCUCCUUCCUUCGAAAUAUGAGAAAUCCGCGAAUGUCACGUGUACCUAAUGAACCCAUGCGUCAGCAGAAGGUCCCAAGGCCAGUAGGUUUACAAGGUCAAGGCUCCCUGAGCUUUUUAUCUCAAAUUCUAAGCAACACUAAAAACAAGACAUCAGUAUCUCCUGUCGUAAAGGGAAAGGUUUUUGAAGGAUACAGAUCCAAGAUGUCUGAUGCGACAAUUUCUUUCACUUCAAAAAACAGGACAAGAAGUACAUCUUCGGAAGUAGAUACAGAGUCCUUGACUAGUAGACCAAACAGCCCUGCACUUAGUUGUCACAGUGAUUCGGUCGUCAUUCAGAAAAGGAAAGCUGAACUGGUGUCUGAAAAUAUUACGCUUCCAGUUCUGAAACGGCGGAGGUCACAAGACACGAACUUCACCUCAGUACCUCUGCCGCUCCACAAAAAAUCAGUUAGCCUUGACGCUGCUACGACACUUGUAAACAAACAACUGGUCUCUUCUAAAACAGUUGUGAAUGACAGCGGUUUAGAAGUAACAAAUGAUAACAACCAGUGCAGCAACAGUGAACUGUUUGCUUCAGCCAGUAGGAAUGACUGUACCUUUCAGGAAACUGAUAUUCUGCAAAAUCUCUACAGUGCCUUGAAUAUUGCCAUGCCAGCCCAGACAGAUGAUAGUAAGUCUCCCGUCAAAGCGACAGGAGCCACCCAAAUGGAUGUUGAAAAUAUUCCUGAUAUUUCGGAGCUCGACAAAUUUAUCAACAGUGAUGACUGUGAUUCAAACAUGGGGGACAACUUUGACGAUUUUCUUUCUGAACUCUAAAAAUGUAAGACUUGAAGUUCCAAGUCUUUAUUGAAUUAUGAAGAGCUGGAUGACAUGACAAGGUAUCAUAAUGUAUCUAGGUAUGAUUGAAUAUAUAUAGGUUCCUGGAAAUUUUGUCCAAAACUAAAGACUUGAGAAGUAAAAUGAAUAAAAAUUAUAAAGUUAACAUAUGUGAAUUAUUCAACAGGGGACUGGAUCAGGUGUAUUCAAUUCUACUAGCCUAAUGCCCAUUGUUAGUAACAUAUAAACUUUAUAUCGAGUUUUAAAACAUUUUCAGUUUUAACUCUAAAAUUAUAGGUCAGACUGGUAUUAUUUAUUUAAUGUCAAAAUCUGCCUGUGGUUAUAAUAAGUAUUCUAAAUAUGAAAUCGAAUAAUUAGAGACUAGAGUAAAUGAAGAUAUUGGUUUUAUUGAAAUUUACAUAUUAUGAAAUCAUUUUGCAACUAACUUUCAAUUUAUCUCCUGUGCAACAUCUUGGUGGCAUAUUUGAUUAAAUUAAAAAAAAUAACAUGGCUUAUAUCCAGGAACCUUGUAUGCAAUCUUACUAUGUACAUUGUAUCUCGUGAGUUGAAACGUUAUAAACCCUCCUUUUUGCAUGAAAAAUAAUACUCCGCGUAAGAAGUAAAUAUCUCAUGGUUCACUUGCAUCUUAUUGUGGUGUACUGAAUUUGCGGGAAUAUUAUGCAAUAUAUAUUUAUCAUAAAAAGCAGACACCAGUGAUUCUUUCUUUAUUGGUUUAUAAUUAAUUGAUCAGUGAUUAGAGACACAUACAGUUGCGAAACAAAUUAAUUUCUUUCUUUAACUUUGGUAUAUAUAUAUUACCCUGUCAGUGAUUAACUUAUAACUACAAGGGUUCUUCGGUUUUACCUUGCCUUAUUAUGAGCAGUCAGUUUAUACUUAACUUUAUGCAAGUUCUACAAAUUUUGGGUCAAAGUUAAAUUUGAAAGUACAUUUUUGUUGUUGAGAGAAGUACAUUUUUGUUGUUGAGAGGCUUUGAGUUUUCAUUCUCUUUAACUCAUUCACCCCUGAAAUUUCAUGAUGAACUAUUCCAGCCUUUGAAUUGGAAGAGUUCAAAUGUAUCUUCAGGGGUGAAUGUGUUAACUGAUUUUAUUUCUGAAAAAAUAAGAAUAUCUCUGUUAUUGGCAAAAUAGCUCUACAUAAUUUAUAUAGUAAAAUAUUGCUUGAAAAUCAGCUGGAACCCUUCUUCAAUAUGAGCUAGCGUAGACACAAAUGUGAUGAUCAACCACCACCACAUACUUUGGCGUCUUGUUUUACAUAUUUUUUUUAAUUUAUUAGCUUGUGUUAUUUUCUACUGUAGCAUCUUUUCGGCAGUAAGUUGUAUAGAAUUUUACAUAAACAAGCUUGUAAUGUUAAUCAACGUGUGAGAUGCUUUUGAAUACUGAAAAAAGGCUAGUGGUUUGUUAGCCAUAUAGAAAUCAUAUAUCACUUAUCAUGUGUUGAUUGAUUGUUGAUUUUAUGAAUAUGAAUCACUUGAAUUUACCCAAAACCAUGAAGAGAUAUUUGUACUUGACAAUAAGAAGAAUCAUGGGCGAUAAGCAGAGUGAAUGUGAAAAUGCUUUUGAAAGAUAUUUAUAUUGAGCAUAUUCUGAUCAGUUCAUAAUGUUUUUUUUGUUAUAUUUUGUUAUUUUUAUACUGUUGUUAUUGUUGAACUUUUUAUAGACUGUUGAUCUUGAAAUACAAGUUGAAAAAUG